GCGUCACAGAAUGGCCUCCGACACCCAGGGAGCUCCUGACGUGUCGGGGAGGAGCCGGGCGUGGAGGUGCGCGGAGUGGGGCUCGGGGCUGCGGAGCGGAGCAGAGCUGAGCGGCUGGGUGGGCCUGGCCAGGCCAGAGGAGCAGAGACGUUGGUCGAGCGGCGGCGAACAUGCGCUUUUGACACGGUGGAGGCUUUCUUGAUCAUGGAUGGUGAAGAUAUACCAGAUUUUUCAAGUUUAAAGGAGGAAACUGCUUAUUGGAAGGAACUUUCCUUAAAGUAUAAACAAAGCUUCCAGGAAGCUCGGGAUGAGCUAGUUGAAUUCCAGGAAGGAAGCAGAGAAUUAGAAGCAGAGUUGGAGGCACAAUUAGUACAGGCUGAACAGAGAAAUAGAGACUUGCAAGCUGACAACCAAAGACUGAAAUAUGAAGUGGAGGCAUUAAAGGAGAAAUUAGAACAUCAGUAUGCACAGAGCUACAAGCAGGUUUCAGUAUUAGAAGAUGAUUUAAGUCAGACUCGGGCCAUUAAGGAGCAGUUGCAUAAGUAUGUGAGAGAGCUGGAGCAGGCCAAUGAUGACCUGGAGCGAGCAAAAAGGGCCACAAUAGUUUCACUGGAAGACUUUGAACAAAGGCUAAAUCAGGCCAUUGAAAGAAAUGCGUUUUUAGAAAGUGAACUUGAUGAAAAGGAAUCUUUGUUGGUCUCUGUACAGAGGUUAAAGGAUGAAGCAAGAGAUUUAAGGCAAGAACUAGCAGUUCGGGAAAGACAACAGGAAGUAACCAGAAAGUCGGCUCCUAGUUCUCCAACUCUAGAUUGUGAAAAAAUGGAUUCUGCUGUCCAAGCAUCACUCUCUUUGCCAGCUACUCCUGUUGGCAAAGGAACAGAAAACAGUUUUCCCUCACCAAAAGCUAUACCAAAUGGUUUUGGUACCAGUCCACUAACUCCUUCUGCUAGGAUAUCAGCACUCAAUAUUGUUGGGGAUCUCUUACGGAAAGUAGGGGCUUUAGAAUCCAAAUUAGCAGCUUGCAGGAAUUUUGCAAAGGACCAAGCAUCACGAAAAUCCUAUAUUUCAGGGAAUGUUAACUGUGGGGUUCUGAAUGGCAACGGCACAAAGUUCUCACGAUCAGGGCAUACAUCUUUCUUCGACAAAGGGCAAGAAAAAGUCAUAUUUCCCACGUUGUUCAUGGGGCAGUAAACGGCUUUGACCCAGCUCCUCCUCCUCCUGGUCUGGGCUCCUCGCGUCCAUCUUCAGCACCGGGUAUGCUGCCUCUCAGUGUGUGAGUGGCCGGCCUCCAGGUGGGGGCUCCUGCCCUCCUCCAACAACCCAGGACACCCAUGUCUCACCCCUUGGUGCCUGGGCCCAGCCCUGCGCCACUCUGUCUGCCUCCCCAUGGCUGGCAGAGGGCAGGCUGCAUGCUGUGGUGGUUGCUGGGCCCCGCCUAGCCCCAGGACUCUGCGCGAUAUCAAUACUGGCUAUUUUUUCUUCUUGCCGUAGUGCCGUUGGUUUCACAUGAUUGCACUUUGUGGGUCACAAGGAGAUACAUACGUGUAUUACUUGGUCACUGGAUGCAGAAGUACUCAUUCAUCACACCUGCCUCAUAGCCUCCACUCUGCUGUACUGAUAGGAUUUAGUUGUGUUUAGGACAUUGCUGAUCUUCUAGACGUUCUCCCCCAAAUCAGGUCUAUGUGUGCCCUCCCCCUGUGCUUCCAUGCAUCUCAGUACUCACGAUCAUGUGUCCCCAGCUCCACCCCUCACAGUCUGGGCCUGUUUCUGGCGAAGUCAGGAAGGUUUCUGAAUUAGGGAACAUUUUUUAUACACCUUCUGAUUUUACUUAAGCGGUUACCAUUCCAUGGACUCAUCUCCCAGAGCAGCAAAAUGUCCUUCUGAGCCCAGGUGGCAGGAGCCUUGGGGCCUAAACACACACAGGCUGAGCCUCUGUGCUGUCUCCUCCUCCGUGUGCCUCAGACUCGGGGGAAGAGGGAAACCCCUUGCCAGCUUCCUGGUCCUUCAGUUUGAUGACAUCUUCAGAGCAUUUUUGUUUUCUCCUCUGAGGGCCUGUCCAGUUGGGUUAGGAAGGGUAGAGUGGCCUGAUUCCAGGGCUGGCUGGUGCCAGCUCCUGGGGGCAGACUGACCAAGAGAGGUUGUCCCUGUGCACCCUUUGAUUACUCUCAUGCUGCAUUUACUGUUUACAUUGUUUUAUUGUACAUAGGUUUGUAAACAUUAUUGCCUAAGAUAUUUAUAUAUAACUUGGGCUUUGUAGCUUUUAUUUAUUCAGAAUUCAUAUGGCAUGUUAAUGACUUAUGAUGGUGUCCUAAUCUGGGCAGCUGUAUAGGAUCAUCAUGUGGUUAAAACAAAUACUUCCCCUCAAAAAAAGUCUUUUAAUGUGGAAACAAUAAAUUUCACAGAAAAAAAAA
Otolemur garnettii (small-eared galago) is the source of this 2411-nucleotide messenger RNA. RefSeq names its product nudE neurodevelopment protein 1 like 1 (gene NDEL1). Bases 205 to 1191 code for a protein of 328 amino acids. The transcript has 10 exons. Lineage: Eukaryota; Metazoa; Chordata; Mammalia; Primates; Galagidae. Gene Ontology annotation, cellular component: kinesin complex; kinetochore; centrosome. Gene Ontology annotation, biological process: chromosome segregation; mitotic centrosome separation; centrosome localization. Gene Ontology annotation, molecular function: microtubule binding. The record is from RefSeq and is a predicted model, not a curated record.